CCUGCUGGCUGCGCUCUGCAUCUGGGGACACUCACAGCUCUCAGCGCCCGGCCCAGCUUCUUUCAAAAUGUCUACUGUUCAUGAAAUUCUGUGCAAGCUCAGCUUGGAGGGUGAGCACUCUACACCCGCAAAUGCUUAUGGGUCAGUCAAAGCCUACACCAACUUUGAUGCCGACCGGGAUGCUUUGAACAUUGAAACGGCCAUCAAGACCAAAGGUGUGGAUGAGGUCACCAUCGUCAACAUUCUGACCAACCGCAGCAAUGAACAGAGACAGGACAUCGCCUUCGCCUACCAGAGAAGGACCAAGAAGGAACUUGCAUCAGCACUGAAGUCAGCCUUGUCCGGCCACCUGGAGACGGUGAUUCUGGGCCUAUUGAAAACACCUGCUCAGUAUGAUGCCUCCGAGCUGAAGGCCUCCAUGAAGGGCCUGGGGACCGAUGAGGACUCUCUCAUUGAGAUCAUCUGCUCAAGGACCAACCAGGAGCUGCAGGAAAUUAACAGAGUCUACAAGGAAAUGUACAAGACUGACCUGGAGAAGGACAUUGUUUCUGACACAUCUGGUGACUUCCGCAAGCUGAUGGUUGCCCUUGCCAAGGGUAGAAGAGCAGAAGAUGGCUCUGUCAUUGAUUAUGAACUGAUUGACCAAGAUGCCCGGGAUCUCUAUGAUGCUGGAGUGAAGAGGAAAGGAACCGAUGUUCCCAAGUGGAUCAGCAUCAUGACCGAGCGGAGCGUGUGCCACCUCCAGAAAGUAUUUGAAAGGUACAAGAGCUACAGCCCUUAUGACAUGUUGGAGAGCAUCAAGAAGGAAGUCAAGGGGGACCUGGAAAACGCUUUCCUGAACCUGGUCCAGUGUAUCCAGAACAAGCCCCUGUAUUUUGCUGACCGACUGUAUGACUCCAUGAAGGGCAAGGGGACACGCGACAAGGUCUUGAUCAGAAUCAUGGUCUCCCGCAGCGAAGUGGACAUGUUGAAAAUCAGGUCUGAAUUCAAGAAGAAGUACGGCAAGUCCCUGUACUACUACAUCCAGCAAGACACCAAGGGUGACUACCAGAAAGCGCUGCUAUACCUGUGUGGUGGGGACGACUGAGGCCCGAGACGGCUCGAGUGUCCGGAAGCAGUGCUCCUGUGCUUCCAGCUAAUGAUUCUAGAAAAUCAGCUUGCGACUAAUAGCACGCCUCCCCCGCACCCCCCCGCCCCCGC
Pteronotus mesoamericanus is the source of this 1200-nucleotide messenger RNA. It is a transcript of the gene ANXA2, whose product is annotated as annexin A2. The coding region runs from base 68 to 1087 and encodes 339 amino acids. The transcript has 13 exons. Gene Ontology annotation, cellular component: cytoplasm; nucleus; vesicle. The record is from RefSeq and is a predicted model, not a curated record. Gene Ontology annotation, molecular function: cytoskeletal protein binding; calcium-dependent phospholipid binding; calcium ion binding. Lineage: Eukaryota; Metazoa; Chordata; Mammalia; Chiroptera; Mormoopidae.